Molecule: messenger RNA, 498 nt
Organism: Solanum stenotomum
Lineage: Eukaryota; Viridiplantae; Streptophyta; Magnoliopsida; Solanales; Solanaceae
Product: transcription factor bHLH168-like
Exons: 3
Coding region: 1-498 (165 amino acids)
Biological process (GO): regulation of transcription by RNA polymerase II
Cellular component (GO): RNA polymerase II transcription regulator complex
Molecular function (GO): RNA polymerase II transcription regulatory region sequence-specific DNA binding; protein dimerization activity; DNA-binding transcription factor activity, RNA polymerase II-specific
Source: RefSeq, a predicted model, not a curated record
AUGGAUAGCAGGAACAUUAAUAGUGAUGUAAAAAAGCCAGACAGGAAAACACAGGAAAAAAACAGAAGAAUCAAUAUGAAGUCUCUUUUUUCUAAGCUCUUUGCUCUUAUUCCUCCCCACCACUUCUCUAAGGCAAUGCUGGCACAACAAGACCAAGUUGAUCAAGUCAUUAGUUACAUUGAGGAAUUAAAAGAAAGAGUAGAGGUUUUAAAGAGAAGGAAGGAUGGCACAACUAGUUGUAGUAUAAAAACACCAAUGGUUGAAGUGAGAGAGUUGGAUUCAACUCUAGAGGUCAUUUUAGUGAGUGGUUUGCAAAAGAACUUCACAUUGCAAGAGGUUAUAAUUAUCAUAGAGGAAGAAGGUGCUCAAGUUGUUUCCGCUAAUUAUUCAACAAUUGAUGAUAUGAUGUUUUAUACGAUCCGCGCUCAGGUGAAAAUUACGAGAUUAGGGGUUGAUGCAUCAAGGGUCAAUUUGAGAUUACAAAAGCUGGUUUCCUAA